This is a messenger RNA of Talaromyces proteolyticus, 972 nucleotides long. Its product is annotated as proline iminopeptidase. The coding region runs from base 1 to 972 and encodes 323 amino acids. Lineage: Eukaryota; Fungi; Ascomycota; Eurotiomycetes; Eurotiales; Trichocomaceae. The record is from RefSeq and is a predicted model, not a curated record. Gene Ontology annotation, molecular function: aminopeptidase activity. The transcript is spliced from 4 exons. Gene Ontology annotation, cellular component: cytoplasm. Gene Ontology annotation, biological process: proteolysis.
AUGGCUUCAGUUGACAUCAAAUCACCAUACGCUCACUCUUCUUCAUUUGAUGAAGGAUUCCUACAAGUGAGUACUAUCCACAGGCUCCACUAUGAGCAAUAUGGUAAGACGGAUGGGAAACCAGUAAUUUUCCUGCACGGUGGCCCCGGAGGAAGCACUUCUCUGUCCAACACACUGUAUUUCAACCCCGAUAUCUACCGUGUUGUUCUCUUUGAUCAAAGAGGUGCCGGUAAAUCCACUCCUUCUGCCGAAAUCAAAGAGAAUACAACAGACCAUCUCAUUAACGACAUCGAGACUCUUCGUAUUCAUCUCAAGAUAUCCAAAUGGCAUCUCGUAUUUGGAGGGUCCUGGGGCUCUGCUCUUGCCUUGCUCUACGCCCAAAAUCACCCGGAAAUGGUUGGAUCUCUCAUUCUCCGUGGAAUUCUGGCAUGUCGUAAGAUAGAACGCGAAUGGUCACGAGGCGAUUCUGGCGCAGCGCGGAUCUAUCCAGAGGAGUACCAUAAAUUUCUCAGUUUUUUACCAGAAUCUGAGAGACAGGAUCCUUUCAAAGGUUAUUACAAGUAUCUGCUUUCGGAUGACAAAAGCACGAGACUUGCUGCAGCCAAGGAAUGGAAUCGAUGGGAUAUGACUAUUGGUUCUCUGACAACUGACGAGCAUACAUUCGAGAAGCUGAAUGAUGAAAAAUGGUUGCUUUCGCAUGCGCUUCUGGAAGCUCAUUAUUUCUCACAUGCGGCAUGGCUGACAGACGAACAGAUUCUGUUUAAACAGAAUGUGGACAAAAUCAGACAUAUACCCACAACCCUAGUUCAAGGACGUUAUGAUAUAAUCUGUGCACCGCAGACGGCUUGGGAACUACAUAAUGCAUGGCCUGAGUCAAGAUUGAUUUGGAUUGCAGAUGCAGGACAUAGUGCAAAGGAACCGGGUACGCAGAGUAAAUUGAUUGAGGUUUGUGACGAGUACGCGAACCUAUGA